AUGAACCCAUCAACUCAAAAUUCUUCUGCAAGUUUAAGAGCAGAUGGGCAAACUGUCUCUUUCGGUCAAAGGAAAAUUUGGGAUAAUGAAAGAGAUCUCCCAGAUGUUGUAAAGCUUUUAGAUAGGGAAUAUAAAGAAGUUAUUCCAUUUUCAGAUAUACAAAGUAGAAUGAUGGAAUGGAACUUUAUACCAAAGGAACACAUUAUUGAAGCUUGUGAUACACUUAGAUCUUUAUGUGAUUCGCAAGGUAAUAUAAGCCUCCAUAUAUUAAUAGAUCAACUCACAGGAUUUCCUGAAGCCUCAGAAAAAGAUGAUAUGGAUGCAAACAUUGAUACAUUAGAAGCUUACAAGAUAUUUGAUCAUAAUAACAAAGGUUGUAUUGAUCUUGAAAGUCUAAGAAAAAUAUCAAAUGAGCUUGGUGAAGAGCUUGACGAUGAAACUCUUAUUGGUAUGCUUAACCUUGCAACUCAGGAUGUGUUUAGGAAACAACAAUGUAUUAUUAGCAGAGAUGACUUUUUUUCCCUUGUAAAGAGUAAGGUAUUGAAUUAA
Cryptosporidium ubiquitum is the source of this 549-nucleotide messenger RNA. RefSeq names its product EF hand domain-containing protein. Lineage: Eukaryota; Apicomplexa; Conoidasida; Eucoccidiorida; Cryptosporidiidae. The coding region runs from base 1 to 549 and encodes 182 amino acids. The transcript has a single exon. The record is from RefSeq and is a predicted model, not a curated record.